Molecule: messenger RNA, 744 nt
Organism: Solea senegalensis (Senegalese sole)
Lineage: Eukaryota; Metazoa; Chordata; Actinopteri; Pleuronectiformes; Soleidae
Product: homer protein homolog 2-like
Exons: 5
Biological process (GO): G protein-coupled glutamate receptor signaling pathway; regulation of store-operated calcium entry
Cellular component (GO): dendrite; plasma membrane; postsynaptic density
Molecular function (GO): G protein-coupled glutamate receptor binding
Source: RefSeq, a predicted model, not a curated record
UUGCGCCUCUUAACCUGCAUACCUCCUCCUCAUUCUGUGUCUCUCGUUUGUCCUCUGCUCUCCAGGGAACAGCCGAUCUACACCACCAGGGCCCAUGUCUUCCAGAUCGACCCAACUACCAAGAAGAACUGGGUUCCUGCCAGCAAGCAGGCCGUCACUGUCUCCUAUUUUUAUGACAGCACACGCAACAGCUAUCGCAUUAUCAGCGUGGAUGGAUCCAAGGUGAUCAUCAACAGCACCAUCACACCCAACAUGACGUUCACCAAGACAUCGCAGAAGUUUGGUCAGUGGGCAGACAGCAGGGCCAACACUGUGUUUGGACUGGGCUUCGCUUCAGAGCAGCAACUGUCUAAGUUUGCUGAGAAGUUCCAGGAGGUGAAGGAAGCUGCCAAGCUAGCGAGGGACAAGUCUCAGGAGAAGGUGGAGACACUGAGUAAUCACUCCCAGGAGUCUGGACGUGACACGCCCUCCACCAAUCAGGCAUCCAGCAUUAAUGGCACAGACGAUGAGAAAAUCUCGCAUGUCGGUCCAGAGGAUGUUCAGCUGCAGACUGAGAAUGAACAGCUCAAAAGUGCAGUAGAACUGAGCAACACCAACGCCAAAAAGUGGGAAACGGAGCUGCAGACUUUAAGAGAAAAUAAUGCCAGACUGGUGGACGCACUCCAGGAGUCUUCAUCUAAUGUAGAGAGCUGGAAGAAACAACUCGGUGUCUGCAAGGCAGAAAGUGACACACUCAGGGAAAAG